This is a messenger RNA of Planococcus citri (citrus mealybug), 1292 nucleotides long. RefSeq names its product transaldolase (gene Taldo). Gene Ontology annotation, molecular function: transaldolase activity. Bases 138 to 1136 code for a protein of 332 amino acids. NCBI's taxonomy places the organism in Eukaryota, Metazoa, Arthropoda, Insecta, Hemiptera, Pseudococcidae. Gene Ontology annotation, biological process: pentose-phosphate shunt, non-oxidative branch; carbohydrate metabolic process; pentose-phosphate shunt. The record is from RefSeq and is a predicted model, not a curated record. The transcript has 8 exons. Gene Ontology annotation, cellular component: cytoplasm; intracellular anatomical structure.
UGCAGCUGUUCAUUCUUGCGAGUGAUUGUGUUGUCAGGUAGCUGUUGAUAAUUUUAGGUACACAUUUCUUGUACAGCAAAGUUCAACGAUAAUUAUCUCCUGUUAAUUAAUUUGUGACAGUAUUUAACGGCUCAGUUAUGUGUGAAAAUCCCAUCAAGAAACAGAAGAUGUCCAGCUCGUUGGAACAACUGAAAAAAUACACCACCGUUGUCGCCGAUUCCGGUGAUUUCGAAGUGAUGAAAAAGUACAAGCCGACCGAUGCUACAACUAAUCCUUCAUUAAUAUUACAAGCUGCUUCUAUGCCGCAAUAUCAGCACUUGAUAAAGAAGGCUAUAGAACACGGCAAACAAAAUGGAACUUCUAUUGAAGAAAAACUGGAGGCAACAAUGGAUAAAUUGGUGGUACUUUUUGGUUUAGAAAUUCUCAAAAUUAUACCUGGUCGCGUUUCAACCGAAGUGGAUGCACAAUUGUCUUUUAAUAAAGAAGCUAGCAUCGCUAAAGCUAAAAAAUUAAUAAAAAUGUACGAAGAGCACGGAAUUUCCAAAGACAGAAUUUUAAUAAAAUUAGCCUCAACAUGGGAAGGAAUCCAGGCUGCUAGGGUAUUGGAACAAGACUACCAAAUCCACUGUAAUUUAACACUACUAUUCUCAUAUUACCAAGCAAUAGCUUGCGCAGAAGCUGGAGUUACGCUGAUAUCGCCAUUCGUUGGUCGUAUUUUAGACUGGUAUGUAGCUAAUACCGAUCAAAAAAAGUUUGAACCAUUGGAAGACCCCGGAGUUCAAUCUGUUACCAAGAUCUACAAUUAUUACAAAAAAUUUGGCUAUAAAACCGUUGUAAUGGGAGCUUCAUUCCGAAACAUCGGCGAGGUAAAAGCGCUGUGUGGUUGCGAUCUUCUGACAAUCAGCCCAAAAUUAUUAGAAGAAUUGGAAAACAGUAACGAGCCUGUUUACGAGCAUCUAACUGAAAGUAGUGCUCGUAAAUCAGACUUGGAAAAAGUGACAUUAGAUGAAGCAUCUUUCCGAUGGUAUUUGAAUGAAGAUAAAAUGGCGAAUGAUAAGCUGUCUGAAGGAAUUAGAAAUUUUAACGCCGACGCAAGGAAACUAGAAAAAGUGUUGAGAGAAGCUUUGACAGCUUAAAAUUUUUACAAAAUGAUUAUUUAUUAGCCUGGUAUUUAUUUAUGUACUUACAUUCCAUUAGAAUGGUGUUUAUUAUUGUUCUCUUUUUUCAUUAGAACUUGAAUUUGUAAUUUAUUGUACAUGAAUUUAUGAAAUAAAAUUAUUCUAUCAAUCUGA